ACAAAGUUUUGAAUUGCACACAAGUGCAAGCUUAGGUACUUAAGCUUACCCGCCUAAGCUUAGGAACAAUAAGCUUCGAUUGCCGUGUCACAGCUUAAGCCUUUUCUCUACUUAAUUCUUAGUUCAUUGUAUGCCUAGGUAUACUUGAGUUCAAUUUUUGUGUUACUUACAGUUAAUUAUUGAAGUCGAGUCGUGGGGCAAGCCGCCUCAAACUAUGGACACAACUCAGGAAUCAUCCAUCUGUUAACACGCAAUGAGUAUAUAUCACAACGGUCAAUAUGAGUUAUUUGUGUCUUUACCACCAGAGACCAAUGCUUCUUCCCUUUCUUCCUUCUUUCUCGCUUCCCCGCUGCAACCCGGCCUGCGCCAAAACGUAACCUCCAUGGAUGUCGUGUCUCGGAGCUCGAUCGCACAGGCGGCAAUUGCCGGUGGCUGUUUUUUGAUAUAUAUCGCCCAACGCCUCUUCCCCAAAGGUCCGCAAUGGGUUCGCCCGUUCGCCAAGGAAGAGGCGCAUUUGCCUCGAUUUCGCACCAAUCCGUUGAAUUUUUGGACAUUUUGCUUAUUGAUCUCGUCGACCGCCGGGUUUGUUCUGGCGUUUCUUACUGUCAUAUCACCGCCUUUUAAUGUCCUCAGGAUUUUAGAGUUGUCACCAUGGUUUGUGAUACUCUUCAUCACGACCGUCGGUUUACCGAAGAAGACACCGAAGAUCUUAUUGGUCUUGUAUAUCACUAUCGUCGUCUGCGGUUUGGUGUCGCUUGUGGGGUGGUACGGCGAGACGGAACGUGUCAAUAUAGUACACGUUGCUGCAGUAUGUGUGGCGUUAGCCGGCAUAAUCGUCAUCCUUGCGAUGCCCUUGCGAGACCCGGACCUUAAUGCAACAGGUAUCGCGGGGUCUCAUUUCCCACCAACUUCCCAACUCCGCAGCCCUGAGGAUAAUUUGAGCUUAUGGCAAUUUAUGACUGUUUCUUGGAUGAGUCCCUUGAUUACUCGGGGUUAUAGAAACAAAUUGGAUGACGAGGAUGUUUGGUUACUACCUUAUGAUUUUCAGCAUGAGAGGUUGCAUCUAUUGUUUCGAGAUCUAAAGGGUUCCAUAAUAAGGCGUUUGGUUGCAGCAAAUGGCUUGGACUUAUUUAUCAUCACAUUUUUAGGACUUAUAGAGACGGCUGCGAACCUUUCGAACCCUGCUCUCUUGCAGCGCUUGCUACAAUCUAUCGAGAAGGGUCUUGGCCACAGGGACGAAUCUUUUUUCUAUGCUUUGAUUAUCUUAUUGGUGCGUCUUGUGGCGUGCCAAUCGGGUGUCUUUUUGCUAUGGUAUAGUCGUCGCGCGUAUGAGAGAUCGCGUGGAGAAUUGCUUACGGUGAUAUAUGCGAAAACGUUAUCACGAAAAUCAUUUGGGCUUCGAACAGAUUUGGGAGAUCCUGCUCAAGAGAAUGGCCAAGAGAAUGGUGUCGAGCCCGAUGAAGAAACGCCACUCCUUGGUGGGAAGCAACCUGAGAAAACCCGAUAUGCCCGUGUGCUCGAGUUCUUCGGGCUUGGAAAAAUCAAAGAGACGGAGAAAGCCAAGAGCGCACAGGAGCAACCAGCUUCUAUGGGAAAAAUCCUGAACUUGAUGAGAAAUGAUGUUUAUGAGGUAGCACAGCGGUUUUGGGAGUUUCCAAACCUCGUCACGAAGCCUUUGCAAUUAAUACUCUCGCUGGUUCUUAUUUGGCAAUUACUGGGCUGGCCUUGUCUUUUGGGUGUUGCUUGGGCGGUGGUCCUUCAAUUAUUGAGCGCGGCUUUCGUUCGCCAUCUCGUUAGUGUCGAGCGCCGCCGAAGAGCCGCCUCGGAUGUCAGGCUUCAAGCAACCACCCAGUUCGUCGAGGCCAUUCGACCUCUUCGAUGGUAUGAUUGGCAGUCUAAAUGGCUAGGCAACAUUAUGCAUGCACGGGCGAACGAGUUGAAUUUAAGGAUCAUUACCAGCUUGUGGACUAUCGGGAUUGGUGGUUCUAACCUCGCUGCCAGUGCUCUUUUUCCGGUGUUCACUUUCUUUGCGGUAACCUAUAUCGCAGGUCGACCACUACCAGUCGAUGUGGCGUUCCCUGCGCUCCAAUUAUUUACGAUGUUGGAAUCGAGUUUGAAGGAGCUUCCUAACUUAAUUACGGUGCUCUUGAACGCUACUAUUGCAAUUGGACGUCUCGAAACAUUCAUGAACGAACCGGAUAAGGAAGAAGGUGCCUAUAGCGACACCACAUCCGACGUCGAGUUUGGAGGCGCAUCCUUUGCGUGGCCGACUAACGGAAAAAUCGUCCUCGAAAACUUGAACUUGCGUUUUCAACCCGGUCUUACGAUCAUUCAUGGAAAAGUUGGUUCAGGAAAGACGGCAUUGCUGGAAGCUAUUCUCGGCGAGCUUAACCAAGUCAAGGGCGAAUGCACUCUACCAAAUGAAAUGGUAGGAUAUUGCGCACAAUCUCCAUGGCUCCAAAAUAUGAGUAUUCAAGACAACAUCCUUUUUAACUUCCCUAUGGACAGGGCUAGGUAUAAUGAGAUUUUAGAUGCAUGCGAGUUAAUGCCCGACUUAGCCAACUUCGCGCACGGAGACAAAUCUCAUAUCGGAGAGAAUGGAAUUGGCCUUUCCGGGGGUCAAAAGGCACGAGUAGCCCUAGCCAGGGCUGUAUACUGCCAAUCACACAUCUUGCUCCUCGAUGAUCCUCUCGCAGCCCUUGACCAUCCGACAGCUCAAUCGAUUGUCCGCAAAUUAUUCCGUGGAUCUCUCUUGAAAGACCGUACCGUUAUUUUAGUCACGCAUCGGAUUGACCUAUGUUUGUCACUAGCGGACCAGGUGGUUGAGAUCGCAGAUGGGAGGGCGCGUGUUAUCAACCCCAAAGAUUACACUCGAGAAAUUGGCUUGCAUACACCAACGCAAGAUGCUACUAGUGAAGAUGAAGUUCAGGUAGUCACCGAAGAAGUCGCAAAUGCUGCGAUACCGGACAAAUUCAUCGAGGAUGAGAACCGGGCCUCGGGUAGUGUCGUCGCUAGAGUUUAUUGGACAUAUAUAAAGGCAGGAAAACUAUCAUAUUGGGUAGCAGUCAUCGGGAUAUUCGCUCUUUUCCGAUUUGCUCGAAUAUUCAAUUUUUGGUUCCUAAAAGCGUGGGGCGAGGCCUACGAAAGGGUCAAAGUUCAACCCACUUCGAGUCCAUCGGAUUUCGCGGAGGGUAUUUUUGACGGGUUACCGAACCCGGAUGACGAUGUGACGCCUUGGUUGAUGUGGUACGCCAUACUUGGGUUGGCUAUGACUAUACUAUACGUCCUCACUCAAUGCGGUCUUAUGGUUAUUCUAUAUCGAGCGGCCAAGGACUUGUUUGCUAAGGUUAUUAAUCGAGUGAGCAACGCGACGUUCCGUUUUUACGAUGUUACACCAGUCGGACGCUUGAUGAAUCGCCUAACUUCCGACAUUGGAAUGCUGGAUGGUGGUGUCAUUCAACCACUCCAAAAUUUUGCAUUCUGGUCCUUGACAUGGGGGAGCUCCAUGAUUGUUAUCGCAUUAACAACACCAGUAUUUUUCUUAUUUGCGCUUGGGAUGACGAUAUGGUUUAUUGUCCUGUUUAUGCGAUUUUUGCCGACCUCGCAAAGCCUUCGUCGGCUAGAAAUGGUUACACUCAGCCCGCUAAUGUCGAAUUUCGGCAUUCUCGUCGACGGGUUAGCCACCAUUCGGGCUUUCAAAGCGCAGUCUGACUUCCAGAAUCGGAAUAUUAUAGCAACAGAUACUUUCCAGAAAAUGGACCAUUUCUACUGGAGUUUACAGGCGUGGCUUCAAUACCGAUAUGAUCUACUGUCCGGAUUCUCAAUAUUCUUUUUAACCAUCUUGGCAUUAUACCAAGGGCUGUCGCCGGGUCUAACCGCCUUCGUACUUACAAGCGCUUCCCAACUAGUCGAAGCCACGCACGUUUUGUGCAAAACAUAUGGCCAACUUCAGAUGGACUUCGUGUCCGUCGAGAGGGUUGUCGAAUUACUGGACCUCGAACAAGAACCGAACGGGGACAUAGAGCCUUCUAAGGACUGGCCAUCAUACCAAGAUAGCAUCACAUUCAACGAUGUGACGAUUAAGUAUGCGCCACAUCUUGACCCUUCAUUAGUCGGUGUCUCUUUCACGAUCCCUAGCGGGGCGACCUGCGCUGUUCUCGGCCGAACAGGAUCGGGCAAAUCCACAUUGGCUCUUGCUCUAUUAGCGACGAUGCACCCGGAGAAAGGACAAAUUCGCGUCGGCGACGAGGAUAUAUCUAAGGUUGAUGUUCACACAUGGCGCCAACGCAUCAGCUUCGUAGCGCAAGACCCUGUCUUAUUUCCAGGCACGAUUCGGGAGAACCUAGAUCCCCUAGAACAACAUACAGACGAAGAAUGCAAGGAAGCACUACUUCGUGUAUUGGGGCCAAAAUGGUCUCUUAAUUCGAUGAUUGAUAUCGGCGGCAAGAAUUUAAGUCAAGGCCAGCGCCAACUUAUUGGCAUUGGUCGAGCGAUUCUUCGGAAGAGCCCUAUUAUCAUAUUAGACGAGGCGACGGCGUCAAUUGAUAGGAAGACAGCGCUGGCGAUACAAGAUGUGCUGCUAGCGGAGUUGCGGGAUAGCACGGUGAUUACGAUUGCGCAUCGCCUGGAGGCCGUUAAAGAUGCAGAUUACUUUAUUAGAUUGGAUGCCGGACGCGUUGUGGAAGCGGGACCGGCUGGGAAGAAUAAAUAGAUAGGGCAUGGAGGUUGGGAUGAUGUCUAUAUCAAUGGUGUUUAUUAGGGGGCGUAAAGGACGGACUAUAUAGUAGAUUGCAUGUGUGGUAGAUAUGCAUGGCGAAGAACGCCGGAAGAUUGAAUGGUGAGGCAUGCAUGAUGAAUUUGAAUCCCUUCACUCUAUUGAAGAUGAUGCCUAGUAUUAUAUAAUCUGCAUAUUUAUAGGAGUUAUCGAAAUGUUUGGAUUAUUUCAAUAUAUUGAAUCAAGUCACAA
This is a messenger RNA of Hypoxylon trugodes, 4966 nucleotides long. RefSeq names its product canalicular multispecific organic anion transporter 1. NCBI's taxonomy places the organism in Eukaryota, Fungi, Ascomycota, Sordariomycetes, Xylariales, Hypoxylaceae. Gene Ontology annotation, molecular function: ATP binding; ABC-type peptide transporter activity; ATP hydrolysis activity. The transcript is spliced from 2 exons. Gene Ontology annotation, biological process: transmembrane transport. The record is from RefSeq and is a predicted model, not a curated record. Bases 254 to 4711 code for a protein of 1485 amino acids. Gene Ontology annotation, cellular component: fungal-type vacuole; membrane.